AUGAAUUAAUCAUAAUUAAUUAUUAGUUGAGUUGAGCAUUUGCAGUUUCGACUUCAGAUUCUUCUUAGAAAAAUGGUUCAGCACAGCGAUGGUAGUAAUUGCCUUCUUUUACUGUAUGGAUGAAAUAAAAUCAUUACAUUACGUGAUAUUUUUCGGGAUAAAGUUGUAUUCUAUCGUACCUGGUACAAACUGGUUCCAUUGAACUUUGCAAGCGGUGCAUGUACGUCAAUAUUGAGCAAGAAGAGUAGUGUAUGGCUGUGUUGAAUGCUUCAUUGCUAAGGACCUUUACUUUUCCUCUACGUCGCUCAUUCACAAGCUUUGCUAACGUAAUUUCAUACUCAACUCUUACAGGUAAAAAAGAAGCAACUAUGGUUUUAGACAAAGUUCAAGAGCAACUUUUGGAAGAAAAAUGCAUUUUAGUUGAUGAAAUGGAUAAAGCUAUUGGGGAGGCAACAAAGAGAGAAUGCCAUUUAAAUGACAACAUUAAAUCUGGAAUGCUACAUCGAGCAUUCAGUGUCUUUUUGUUUAAUAGUAAAAAUGAGUUGCUGCUUCAACAGAGAUCUGAUGCCAAAAUAACAUUCCCAGGUUGCUUUACCAAUACUUGUUGUAGCCAUCCUUUGAAUUUUCCUCAAGAGAUCGAAGAAAAAGAAUCUAUUGGAGUGAGGAAAGCAGCCCAACGUAAACUUGAUCAUGAAUUAGGAAUAAAAGCACAUGAGGUCCCUUUGGAGAACAUCCAUUUUAUAACAAGAAUCCAUUACAAAGCUCCAUCAGAUGAUAAGUGGGGAGAACAUGAGAUUGAUUAUGUUUUGUUCAUUCAGAAAGAUGUGAAUAUCAAUGCAAAUCCAAAUGAAGUAAAAAGUUUUUGUUUUGUUGAUCAAAAAGAAAUGAAAAAAAUUCUUCAAGAUGCUAAUGAGAAGAAGAUAGAAAUAACUCCAUGGUUUGAAUUACUAUGCAAAAACUUUCUGUUUAAAUGGUGGAAUUAUUUAGGUAACUUGGACAAAAUCAAAGAUGUGGAAACCAUUCAUAAGAUGAUAAAAGAGUAAAAACUGACAAUUUUGUGUUUAUAUUUUUGAGUAAUUAAUGUUGUAGUCUUAUAAAAUGUCAGUAAUUGUAAACUUUUAAGGUAAACAUUGUAGUAGUUAUUUAUGAUUACUAUUUUAAAAAAUCUCACAACUUUAAAUUUGAUGAACAUAUGACCUAGGGAAGUAAAAGCAUAGUUUUAAAUAAACGUAUGGCGAUGUGGUUGCCAGGCAAGUUUGUUUGGCUCCAGUAUUCUCUUGUA
Molecule: messenger RNA, 1282 nt
Organism: Xenia sp. Carnegie-2017
Lineage: Eukaryota; Metazoa; Cnidaria; Anthozoa; Malacalcyonacea; Xeniidae
Product: isopentenyl-diphosphate Delta-isomerase 1-like
Exons: 3
Coding region: 252-1043 (263 amino acids)
Biological process (GO): isopentenyl diphosphate biosynthetic process; isoprenoid biosynthetic process
Cellular component (GO): cytoplasm
Molecular function (GO): isopentenyl-diphosphate delta-isomerase activity
Source: RefSeq, a predicted model, not a curated record